Molecule: messenger RNA, 1335 nt
Organism: Mixia osmundae IAM 14324
Lineage: Eukaryota; Fungi; Basidiomycota; Mixiomycetes; Mixiales; Mixiaceae
Exons: 3
Coding region: 1-1335 (444 amino acids)
Source: RefSeq, a predicted model, not a curated record
AUGGUCCCCUUUGAUGACUUCGAUAAUGAGGAGGACAACUGGUCCCCUAGCGGCGAUGAAGACGAGAUGACGAGCCUUGAGUGGCACUAUCGCCGCGGGUCUACGUAUGGACGUACUCAGGCUCGUGCUGCUGAGCGCAAUAAGCCCGUGCCUCCCAUGCCAACUACGGCGGACACUGUUCGUGGCCUGUCUGAUUUUCACGUCAAAGCACUUCUCAAGCAAGCUGAACUCUCCGCUGCCGGCCGGUUCUGGCAAUGCCAAUCACGUCUGAUGCGCCAUAUCGAAGCAUUGCGCCGCAAAGAAGAAGUCUCAGGCACCGACAUGAAGUCGUUUGCCGCCGAUGCCGAAGCUAUCGAAAGUCUACCCAUCGAAGAGCUCAUUGCCCGAGCUGGUAAGAUGGAUUAUAUCGCUAGUUUGAUCGAUAUAGAGGCCAAGCAGGCCGUAUCCGAUUUAGCUAAGACUCUCGGGCUCCACGACGCUCUUGUCGCUCAUGCAGAGACUAUUGGACCAGACCAGCAAGAAGUUGCCACAGGACCAGCCAAAACGAACCGUGUGCUUACCGCAAAGCUCCAGAUGACUGAUGAUGCUCAAGCUGCUCGCGGCCUGGCCCCCGCCGAAACCGAUAUUCUCACGGUAUUGCGCAUCGAAGAGCUCGACAAGGCUACCUCGGCAGAUCUCAAAGCCGAGCUCAAAACGCGCGGAUUGCCUGCGAAUGGCAACAAAGGUGCCUUACUCGGUCGCCUGAUCUCUUACCUUCUCAGUGAUGGUACGCUCAGCGUCAAGAGCAUUGUCGAACCUGUCUUGCACGCUGCUGACAAGGCAUCACUACGAAGAGCUCUCAGCAGCUACUACGAUGAACUCGAUCUAACAGACGCUUUCGAAUUUGUCUGGCCUCAAAUUUUUGCUACCAACGAAGGCCUGAACUGCCAGCCCUCGACUGUACGAGAGCAGAUCGAAAAGCUCAUCCAGACCAUGAAGGCUCUUCGCGGUCGCUUCAUCUCAGACUCAGGCGUCUAUGACACUCUUGUCGAAAUUCAUAGCUUCCUCUUGACCGAAUACGAUGCCAAAGAGAUCGUUUCGAUGGUGCUGCAUGCGGAAAUCCGACAUCGAGCUAAAGAAAGCAGAGAAGCAGCCAUUCGAGCUCGCGGCGAUGCUGCAGCGGGCUUGUCAUCCAUGCAUUACCAGCCUGCUGGCGGUACAUCUACUGGUACUGGUGACGGAGAAGGUAUACACAUGAGGAUUAGUCACAACGAUGCUCUCUUGCAUGAGUUGAGGAUCGUAAGUGUAGGCUUCUGCGAGAGCGAGGGGUAUUGCGCGCUAGGACGGAUGAAGUGA